AUGGCACCAGGGGAACAGGGUUUCACUGUCACCCGAUCCUGGUGGACACUGGAAUGUCCUCCCGGGUGUUAUUUAAGGAGGGGCCAAGGAGGAGCUCUCAGGGCUGAUGGCUCCAAGGAGAAGGGUCUNNNGGGGACGCUGAGCACCAUGGUGAGGACGGAGGGGCCGGGCAGCCUGUACCGGGGGCUGGGGGCCGGGCUGCAGCGCCAGAUGAGCUUCGCCUCCAUCCGCAUCGGCCUCUACGACUCAGUCAAGCAGCUCUACACCCCCAAGGGUGCUGAGACCACGGGGCUGUGGGUGCGGCUGCUGGCGGGCAGCACCACGGGGGCAGUGGCCGUGGCCUGUGCCCAACCCACCGACGUGGUCAAGGUUCGGUUCCAGGCCCACGGGGCGAUGCCCGAGAGCGGGCGCCAGUACCGUGGAACCGUGGCUGCCUACAGAACCAUUGCCAGGGAGGAGGGAGUCCGGGGGCUCUGGAGAGGGACACUGCCCAACAUUGCCCGCAACGCCAUCAUCAACUGCGGGGAGCUCGUCACCUACGACCUCAUUAAGGACGCGCUGCUGCGGGCACAGCUGAUGACAGACAAUGUCCCCUGUCACUUUGUGGCAGCUUUUGGGGCUGGUUUCUGUGCCACGGUGGUGGCAUCUCCCGUGGACGUGGUGAAGACGCGGUACAUGAACGCGGGUCCCGGGCAGUACCGGAACGUGCUCAGCUGCAUCCUGGCCCUGAUCAUGCAGGAUGGGGUCUCUGGCUUCUACAAAGGGUUUGUCCCCUCCUUCCUGCGCCUUGGCUCCUGGAACGUGGUGAUGUUCAUCUCCUACGAGCAGCUGCAGCGCGCGGCGGCGCUGGCCCGGUCCUGA
Molecule: messenger RNA, 861 nt
Organism: Chaetura pelagica (chimney swift)
Lineage: Eukaryota; Metazoa; Chordata; Aves; Apodiformes; Apodidae
Product: mitochondrial uncoupling protein 3-like
Exons: 6
Coding region: 1-861 (286 amino acids)
Biological process (GO): adaptive thermogenesis; response to cold; mitochondrial transmembrane transport
Cellular component (GO): mitochondrial membrane
Molecular function (GO): oxidative phosphorylation uncoupler activity
Source: RefSeq, a predicted model, not a curated record